AUGAACCCCACUGGAGAAUGGCCCUACCCUUCUGGUCUCCCAGGAUGGCCUGGUGGAGAAAACGGCAACGGAAUGAUGUAUCCAGGAAUGCCUCCUCUUGGCGAAUUCCCCAACGUUCCAAACGGCUUUGCUGAUUACGCCAAUAUGCCUGGCUGGCCGGCUGGAUAUCCUAAUAUUCCAGGAGGAAUGAUGAACCCGGAGCUCUUGCGAGGACUGGCACCAGGACUUCAUCCAGGGGGAUUAUUGAAAACACCCGAUGGAAGAAAAUCGAAGAACGCGCCAGCCAUGAGCCCUGAGGACCGCAAAGUCUUCGAUGGCUCCCCACCUGGAAUGAAAAUCAACGAGGAGGACCUCUCUCCAGAAGAACGCGAGCGGAGAGAAAAAGAACGAAGUGCUCACUUAAGACUUGCGAAUAACGCGCGAGAGCGUCUCCGGGUCCGCGAUAUCAACGAGGCAUUCAAGGAGCUUGGCAGAAUGUGCCAGAUGCAUACGAAGUCGGACAAGCCACAGACGAAACUGACGAUUCUUCAACAAGCAGUUCAAGUUAUCAUGCAGUUGGAAAUUGAACUCAGAGAACGCCAUAUGAAUCAGAAGUCUGGCCUCAAACGGCGCAAUGGCGAUAUGGACUCUGCUGAGCACGAGUUGAAGCGCUUGCGCCAAAUGAGCAAUUUCUCGGGCAUGAUGAACGGCUUUAUGCAGAACUCAAUGGACGGCAAUCCGCUCGGAGAUCCGAACCAGCCGCCACAGCCGUUCGAGCUCACUCCUCCCGGACAAAAUGUCUUUCCCCAGCAACCGCAGCCACCCCAGCAGCAACCUCAACAACAGCCCCAGCAGCCGCAACAAGGGGCACCCCAACAAGCAGCUCAGACCGCGCAACCUCCAACUAGCCAACCUCAAACACCCUCAAUGGGCGAAAUCACGCACAAAGUCGAAUUUUCUGAAUAA
Messenger RNA from Oikopleura dioica, 945 nucleotides. The record is from the annotation of a GenBank genome assembly. NCBI's taxonomy places the organism in Eukaryota, Metazoa, Chordata, Appendicularia, Copelata, Oikopleuridae.